AGCUAAAGCCGACAUAUGCACGGCUCGUGGCCUCGCACUCCUUGCACUCUCCACUGGUUCUACUAUCACAGAUCAAGAGUAUCGAUCGGAGAGGAGGUAGGUAGCGAGGACAUGGCGGACUGGGCCCCGGUGUUCGUGGGGCUGGUGCUCUUCGUCCUCCUCUCGCCGGGGCUGCUGUUCCAGAUCCCCAGCAAGGGCAGGAUCGUGGAGUUCGGCAGCUUCCAGACCAGCGGCGUCUCCAUAAUCAUCCACGCCGUCAUCUACUUCGCGCUCAUCACCAUCUUGCUCCUCGCCGUCCGCGUCCAAGUCUUCCUCGGUUGACCAGCAGGCAGCAGCUGCUUCCUUGUCAUUUUCAAGCCUCCUGUCUCCUGAUUCAAUUAGCUUGUAGAGGGGCACCGGCAUGCACGCAGUAUGAUGUUCAUUGGGCCACUUAGUUGAUUUGCCGUUUUCUCAAGAAUGUAUAGUUUGAGUUUUCAUGUACACUGCUUCUGAUGGUCCACCCGGUGUAUGAUCUUUGA
Molecule: messenger RNA, 518 nt
Organism: Hordeum vulgare subsp. vulgare (domesticated barley)
Lineage: Eukaryota; Viridiplantae; Streptophyta; Magnoliopsida; Poales; Poaceae
Exons: 1
Coding region: 16-321 (101 amino acids)
Source: RefSeq, a predicted model, not a curated record